AUAUCGGCUGUUUUUGUUUUUGGUCGACUGAAACCCCUCAAGCCGCUCGUUUAUAUCACUGUACAACCAGUAAACGCGGAUUUUAUACUGACCCGACAAACAGAAGGCUACUAUGGGUGCCGCUUCGAGCACCGAGGCCGAAAGGGAACCUCUUCUCGUGCCCUCGCAUGCGGAGGCAAACGUUCACCCAGUAAACAGCAGAGUGUACGGCAGAAGAUGGCUGGUUUUGAGCCUGUUUUCCCUGUUGGGACUCAUGCAGGGGAUGGUGUGGAACUUCUGGGGUCCCAUCCAGAAUUCGGCUGUGCAUGCUUAUGGCUUCACCAAGUCCGACAUCGCGGUUCUGGUGCUGUGGGGUCCGGUAGGGUUUGUUCCCUGGCUGCUGUUUAUGUGGUUAAUGGAUAAAAGAGGGCUGCGGGCGUCUCUCCUUCUGUCAGCUUUCCUCAUGUUGCUUGGAUCCAUCCUGCGGAGCAUCCCACUGACAGAACAGCCUCUCAGACGAUGGUUCAUACACGGGGGUCAGUUUUUGAACGGCCUAGCUGGUCCAACCAUCAUGAGCGCUGGUCCUUUCCUGUCCACCACGUGGUUUGCCCCUGACCAGAGAGCCACCGCCACUGCUGUGGCCUCACUCUUUUGUUACCUGGGAGGUGCAGCCUCAUUUGUAGUGGGACCUCUGGUAGUGCCAGCACCGAACGACACCCAGGGAGCGAGCACCGUGGCAGCAGCAGUGACUUCCGACAACUUCAUCAGAGACAGGACCCAGCUUGUUAUGUAUGCAGAGUUGACUGUGAUUGCGGUGCUUUUUGCAGCCGUCUUGCUCUAUUUCCCGUCACGCCCACCGAUGCCUCCGAGCGUGGCUGCUGCAAGCCAGAGACUCAGUUACAGAAGCAGCAUCUGCCGACUGCUGAGUAACUUGCGGUUCUUGAUGAUAGCCUUGGCCUAUGCAGUCCCCACAGGAGUGAUUGCGGGCUGGUCAGGAGUCCUCGACAUGGUCCUUACACCAGCCAAAGUCAGCCAGGUGGAUGCAGGAUGGAUCGGUUUCUGGUCUACUGUUGGUGGAUGCGUGUUUGGAGUGGCAAUGGCCAGGUUUGCAGACUCCAUUCGAGGGAUGCUGAAACUGAUCCUGGUUCUGAUGCUGGCAGGAGCCUCACUCUCUUCCACCUGGUUCACGCUCACCUGCCUGAGCAGAGUCACUCACCUCCCCUCCACUGCAGCCAUCCUCUACACUUCCUGUAUCCUGGUGGGCAUUUUCAUCAACAGCAGUGUGCCCAUAUUCUUCGAGCUCUUCAUAGAGACGGUGUACCCAGUCCCUGAAGGCAUUACCUGUGGAGUUGUCACAUUCCUGGGCAACCUGGUCACUGGCCUGCUGCUCUUCUUCCUCACCUUCUACUGCACAGAUGUGUCGUGGCUGAACUGGUGUCUGACCGGCUCCUGCCUCUUCAGCCUCGUCCUCAUCCUCUUCUUCAGGGAAUCCUACGACCGUCUCUACCUUGACGUCUUUGUCUCAGUGUGACACGCUGGGACAAAAGACAAAACAAGACGAGUUAAUGAGGGAGGACUGAAUAACUAUUGUUGCACAAAGAAAAAGAGAAAACACAAAGGGAUCUGAAGGGGAGGUUGGGAGAAGACCCCCCCCCACACUACCCCUUCAUCCAGAAUGUAAAUGUGUAUAUUGGUAACGAUAGUGAUGCAUCGCCGUUGUAUGGCUGCCAAGACGUGACUCAUCGAUGUUUACUCUACACGUAAUGACUCAAUGCCAUAUGACUAACACAUCACCACCUGUUUUUAUAUGUCUGUCUGUUCGUAUGGAAACAGACUUUUUGUGAACGGUUUAAUUUUUUAACCAGGCACAGCAUGACGUGUUGUUUACAGAUGUUGUAAGAUAUACAUGUAUGUCGUUCUCAGCUGCUCGGGCUGAAUUCAGUUUGGUUUGAUUUUUCAGCUAAAAAAAAGGAGGUAAAAGGAGCUUCAUCAGCCAAUCAGCAGGCCUGUCUGUGCUGAGUCAGAGCUAAAUGAGGGACCUCCUGGUGUUUUAGUGCUACUUCGAACCGCAGGCUGUGUGAUUCACCUGAACCCCACCCCCACCACCACCACCCCCCCCACCCCACCCCCCCACCCCCAUGCUGUUAGGUGACCCGAGAGAUCACCUGCCAUUAAGACGCACAUACUCUUUACCACUUUAUCACCCUUUCAAGAUGAAUAUUAUGCAAAGAACAACAGAAAUGGUCUUAAGUGCUGAUUGGAUGGUGGCCAGAGCAGAGAGCUCUGAUUGGAUGAGCCUGCUUUUUUUUUCUUUCUAUUAAUAAACUUUUUAUAUGGAAGCAGCUGAGUCAUCUGAACUGUUACAAGCUCACUUUUCACACAUUGCUUCCAAAUUGUUCAGCUUAUUUAUGAUUAAUCUUGACGAUUUGCGGGACACUUACUGUAUGUUUAAUUAUAUUUGUGAUUUUUUUUUUUUUUUUUUUUAUAUUAAAUUUCCUCCGUAGCGUGCCAGUAUUUAUUGGCAAUGUCUCAACACUAACAUAGUUAACACAAACUGCAGGAGAUUGUUUUAUUUGACAGAACAGAAGAGGACGUGACGGCGUUCUGCUCUUCUUCCAAAGCACCAGCAGGUGUCUCUGCGCCAACUGAAAAUCUCCUCAUAAAAUCCUAAAGGGAAAAGGAGGGAAGUUGCCAUAUUUUAGGACUCCUUAUGUGAUGAUAAAACUGGAGAUGUGACAAAACUCCAGGUCUGGAGGGGACGAAACCACAAAGAAACACAACUGAGGCAAAUGAAGAACAUCUGUCACUUAGAGAUGGUGUUUCUUUUUUUUUUUUCUUCAACUUCUCUUUCUAACUUUGUCUUUAACAUUUCGAUGUAAGAAGUAUUUUAAUGUCUUUUCUUCUGGGGUUCUCUGAAGAUCUGUAACAUAUGAUCUGGUGCUUUGUUUUUCCUUGUAUGUUCUACUCUCCCUGUACAGACUAAGGUCGUCUUUUACCUUCUGCCUUAAUUGCCCGGUGCAGUGCGUUCAGCCUCUGUCUCCUUCCACACUGUGACUAACAUGUCUCUAUAUAUAUUGUUAAAGGUCAUGUUCUUCUCUGCAGCACACACUCUGUGGUUUCCUGGCCUUUGGGUUUUAAAUGUCCAUGUUUUGUGGAAAAGGAAAAAGAACAAAUGUGACUGUUGAAUAUUUCCAGCACCUUAUUAAAGUGAAAGUUUUAAGAAAG
Molecule: messenger RNA, 3204 nt
Organism: Sphaeramia orbicularis (orbiculate cardinalfish)
Lineage: Eukaryota; Metazoa; Chordata; Actinopteri; Kurtiformes; Apogonidae
Gene: slc49a4
Product: solute carrier family 49 member 4
Exons: 9
Coding region: 113-1510 (465 amino acids)
Biological process (GO): transmembrane transport
Cellular component (GO): intracellular membrane-bounded organelle; membrane
Molecular function (GO): transmembrane transporter activity
Source: RefSeq, a predicted model, not a curated record